Molecule: messenger RNA, 9011 nt
Organism: Gambusia affinis (western mosquitofish)
Lineage: Eukaryota; Metazoa; Chordata; Actinopteri; Cyprinodontiformes; Poeciliidae
Gene: hdac4
Product: histone deacetylase 4
Exons: 28
Coding region: 522-3815 (1097 amino acids)
Biological process (GO): negative regulation of transcription by RNA polymerase II; chromatin organization
Cellular component (GO): histone deacetylase complex
Molecular function (GO): histone deacetylase activity
Source: RefSeq, a predicted model, not a curated record
AAGAAAUUAAAACAAGCAGAAAACAAAGCAUAUCCAGAGUAGACUCAGAUUGACGGCCUUCAUUCACGGAUCCCGUUAUAUUUUUCCUCCCAAACUAUCCGCGGACCCCGCCCUCUACGGAAGCACUGGAGGCUGUCAGACACGUGAUUGAUUCAGUAUGGAGGAGCUGCUGUCUGAAUGAGUAGAUUUUAUUUUCCUUUUUUUUUUUUUUUACACCGACGGCUCCCAUAUCUUCGUGGAUGCUUCAGGAGAGCAGCGGGGUGGAAGCGCCGCGCAGUCCGCCUCCAGGACAUCCUUGACGAGUAUGUAAAUCACUUCCUUAUUUUUGUCUGGUGAUCGUGCUAUUUCUGGAAUGUGAAGUAUGUCUUGCAGCUGUGGUGCAACUAUUAAGAUUUCUCUAGGUGAUUACUGAGUUGAUUUGCAGAACUGAGUUUGGCAGUCCUGAGAAGUCUCCUCUGCAAUGGACAGAAAAUGACCAUCACUACAUCCACUAAAGGUGCAUCGAUCGAGCCUGUGAAACAAUGAACUCUCACAGUCGCCAAGUGGAUGUGAGCACAGCGGCGCUCCCCUCGCAGGUUCCCUCUGCCGCCUCUGCAAUCCUUCCUAUGGACCUCCGCAUUGUGGACCACUCUCACCACCACCACCAGCAGCCUCCCUUCGGCCUGGUGUCCCAACCCCAUCCCACACCAGCCCCCUCCACAGCCUGUUCUGCAUCGUCUGAGCUGGCCAACGGGCCGGUUGCUGGCCGUCAGGACCAGCACCUGCAACAGGAACUGGUGGCUCUGAAGCACAAGCAGGAGCUCCAGAGGCAGCUACUGAUUGCUGAGUUUCACAGGCAACACGAGCAACUGUCGCGACAACAUGAAGCCCAACUCCAGGAGCAUAUUAAGCAUCAACAGGACCUGUUGGCCCUCAAGCAUCAACAAGAGCUGCUGGAGCAUCACAGGAAGAUGGAGCAGCAGCGUCAUGAGCAACAGCUGGAGAAGCAGCAGCGGGAACAGAAACUCCAGCAGCUGAAAAACAAGGAAAGGGGACAAGAAAGUGCUGUGGCCAGCACGGAGGUAAAGAUGCGACUUCAGGAGUUUGUCCUGAACAAGAAGAAAGCCCUGGCUCAGCGAAACCUAAACCACUGUCUACCCAGUGACCCUCGCUACUGGUAUGGGAAAACUCAGCAUAGCUCUUUGGACCAGAGCUCACCCCCUCAAGCGGCGCUGUCAGCAUACACGCAUCCAGUGCUGGGAGCGUUCGACUCAAAGGACGACUUUCCUCUGAGGAAAACAGCAUCUGAGCCCAACCUGAAGCGCCGUUCAUGGCUAAAGCAGAAAGUGACGGAGCGUCGAAGCAGUCCUCUGCUCCGCAGGAAAGACGGGCCAAUCACUACUGCCAAGAAGAGAUCACUCGACAGAGCUGACUCCGCAUGCAACAGUGCGCCUGGCUCUGGCCCCAGUUCCCCCAACAACAGCUCCAGUAACAUCCCCAGUGAAAACGGCAUCCCAAUCUCUACCAGCCCAGGAGAGGCCUCUUUGAUUCAGAGGCUGGCUACCAGGGAUGGUUCACUCAGCCAUUUGUCUCUCUACACCUCACCUUCUCUGCCCAACAUCACUUUAGGACUGCCUGCCUCUGGCCCUGCAAACUCUGUGGUAUCGGGACACCAAGAUGGCGAGACUCAUCUGGCGCUGCCAGCGUUACAGCCGGGCAUUCCAUUGGCCUCGGCUUUUCUGCCCACCUCCCACCUGCCGUCUUACUUGGCCUCGUCGGCGUUGGACAGGGACGGGCCUGGAGGGGGCGCAGCUGGUCACAACCCCCUCCUUCAACACAUGGUGCUAAUGGAGCAGAGCCACGGCUCAAUGGUCGGUCUGGGUGGCCUGCCUCUCCCGUCUCCCACCGUCUCCAAGCUGGUACGGGGCCACCGUCCCCUGGGAAGGACCCAGUCGGCCCCUCUGCCUCAGCAGCCUUGCGGACAGGCGCAGGCCCUGCAGCAGCUGGUGGUCCAGCAGCAGCAUCAGCAGUUCCUGGAAAAGCACAAGCAACUGUUCCAACAGCAGCAGCAACAGCAGCACAUCAUCAAUAAGAUCAUGUCCAAGCCUGGCGAUCAGGUGUCAGCUGCCAGCUCUGGAGCCUCUGUGCCGGGUAGGCAGCAUCAGAGUCACCCAGAGGAGACAGAAGAGGAACUCAGGGAGCACCAGGGACUGACCUCAUCCUCAUCGUCAUCAUCCACUUCGUCUGGGCCAGAAACAGGGUUGAUACGGGGUCUGGUCAUCAAGCAGGAACCACCAGACCUCCAAGAGCAAGAAGAGAGGGAACAACGGGACCAGAGAGAGAGACAGGCUGAGCAGGACUUCAUGUUCAAACAACAGGCGAUGCUGUUGGAGCAGCAGCGGAUCCAGCAGCUGCGGAGCUACCGAGCCUCCAUGGAAGCGUCUGGGUUACCGGUCAGCCUUGCUGCUCACCGCCCUCUGUCCCGGACGCAGUCAUCCCCAGCCUCCGCUUCCUUCCCCAUUGUCGUCUCGGAGCCUCCAGUGAAGCACCGAUUCACCACAGGUCUAGUGUAUGACUCCUUGAUGCAGAAACAUCAGUGUAUCUGCGGCAACGCCACUAUUCAUCCUGAGCAUGCCGGCCGUAUUCAGAGUAUCUGGUCCCGGCUGCAGGAAACAGGCCUGAGGGCUCAGUGUGAGUGUAUCCGUGGAAGGAAGGCGUCACAGGAGGAGCUGCAGACGAUCCACUCUGAGGCCCACGUCCAGCUGUACGGAACCAACCCGCUGAGACAGAAACUAGACUGUUCUGUGAAUCCCAUGUUUGUGAGGUUACCAUGUGGAGGCAUUGGGGUGGACAGUGACACAAUCUGGAAUGAGAUCCAUUCGUCCACGGCUGCUCGACUGGCCGUUGGCUCAGUGGUGGAGCUGGUUUUCAAAGUAGCAACAGGAGAGCUGAAGAAUGGUUUUGCUGUAGUUCGGCCACCCGGACACCACGCUGAGGAGAGCACACCGAUGGGCUUCUGUUAUUUCAACUCUGUCGCCAUUGCAGCCAAGCUCCUGCAGCAGAGGCUUAAUGUCAGCAAAAUCCUCAUAGUUGACUGGGAUGUUCACCAUGGCAACGGGACCCAGCAGGCCUUCUACACAGACCCCAGUGUUCUGUAUCUUUCUCUACAUCGCUAUGACGACGGGAACUUCUUUCCCGGCAGUGGAGCUCCAGAUGAGGUGGGCAGCGGUGCAGGUGUGGGCUUCAAUGUGAACAUGGCAUUUACUGGGGGCCUUGAACCUCCCAUGGGGGACGCAGAGUAUCUGGCUGCCUUCAGAACGGUGGUGAUGCCCAUCGCCAACGAGUUCGCUCCAGAUGUGGUUCUGGUGUCCUCUGGCUUCGAUGCUGUUGAUGGACAUGCCCCACCGCUCGGAGGAUACAAACUGACAGCCAAAUGCUUCAGCUACCUGACCAGGCAGCUGAUGGGCCUGGCCGGUGGUCGCUUGGUGCUUGCCCUGGAAGGGGGUCAUGACCUGAUGGCCAUAUGUGAUGCCUCUGAAGCCUGCAUUUCUGCUCUGCUCGGCAAUGAGUUGGACCACAUUCCUUAUGAGGUGCUGCAGCAGAAACCAAAUGCUAAUGCUGUGCACUCUAUGGAGAAAGUCAUCGAGGUUCAGAGUAAAUAUUGGCGAUCUCUGCAACGUUCUGCCUCCACCCUCGGUUGGUCUUUGAAUGAAGCCCUGCAGCGUGACGUGGAGGAAGCUGAAACCGUUUCAGCCAUGGCUUCCUUGUCAGUCGCUAACAAGCACAUCGGAAAAAGGGCUGAAGAGGAGCCGAUGGAAGAGGAAGCUCCCAUGUAAAAGAAAUGAACAUGGUUAGCCUUCGACCACUGAGUCCAGUGUUCAGCACUGAAUCGGUCCUCAUCCUGGAUUCAUAGUAGAUUCCUUUGUCUCACCGUCAUUGGAAACGAUCGGACCUUUUUCUCUCUGGAAUGAAACCAGGAUCCUACAAAAGUGGCUCUUGCAGAGGAACCAGACAGCAGAUGAUGAGCUUACACCAGUUAGUUGCACACAGGACGGUAGCAUUAACCGUGUUGGACACAAGAGCCAGUUAUUUUAGUGACAGCCUCCAGUGCUUUUUAAAAACACUAAACUUGUACAUUUGGACUGCCAGUCUGGACCGUACCAGGCCUACAGCAGUCAUCUACUUCUCAUGUUUUUUUGAUUUUUUUUGUUUUUAUUGUGAUUUAUCAAAACCACCUUAGCUGUUGUUAAUGUGACGCUGCACUAAAGGAUGGACUCCUGCUUUUUCAAGGUAUCAAGGUGUUGAAUAUUGUGCAUUUCUCCUAGGUAAAGUUACAGAAGAUUCAAGGAUUCAGAGAGUAAUAGAUGUCUGUGCCUUUUUUGUUUUGUUUUUUAAUUAGUGGAUUUUCUGUUGAGCUCCUCUUAAAGAGCUUUGCCUUAAAAAUGGAUUUUGGAUCAAGGAAUCUUCUCAGAAGUUUCUGUCCUGGCAAGACAUGAGGUGCCUGCAUGUUUCUGGCACAUAGACUCGAGGACGUUGGCAUGUUGACCUUUAUUACUCUGCUACCAGUCUACUGUCUAAAAUCUUCUUUAUUAGACAAUACUGAAGCCAAAACUAUCUAUCUUCUGCUGUUUACCACACACAGACUGGCAGUGACAGUUCCUGCGGUAGAAUUUGUGUCACUUUUUAAAGAUUAUCGAGGAGUGUAAUUACUCUGGUCUGGGCCAAUUUGUUUUUACCGUCCCACCUGGGAUUUUCCAGAGGGGUGAUCUGGAGCUGCCGUUCCUCUCGCAGCUGGUUUAACAUCUUCAGGUCCUUGUUAGAAACACAUCUGCUCUCCAAAUGUCAGGUGCUGUUUAGCAGGUUGGUGAACAUCUUAGUCUGUCCAUAUACAAUGAAACACAAGUUUGUCAUCAUCAAUAUGAAGCAGUGCACACCAGUUAUGAUUGUUCAUUAUUAAGCCUGUUUAAUAUUAAUUGGUUUAGAUAUUAUGUUUCCUCCCACCAUUUUUUACACCUCUCAAAAGCAGUCAUGUAGUAAAAUGAUGUUAAAAACAGAUAAACCGGGAUUCAUGCCUUUAGUUGCUUCAGUGUUUUUUCAAAUAGUAAGAAGCUGUAGAAUGAACACUUUAAGGCCAACGUGUUUUCUUGUUUAAAAGUGAUGGGGUAAAAAGUACUCCUUCAUUUAAUCUGGUGGCUGCAAUCUGCAGAUGGACAAUAAAGUAGAUCGCUACAGCUGAAACGUUUGAAAUCCAGGAUUAUGUUUAGUUUUAGAAUCAUAAAUAUGGAAAUAUUUUUAAAUGAUUAUACUUCACACCUUCUAAUUUCAAACAUCAUGCUUGGUGCAGCUUUUCUGUAUCAGUUUUAAUCAUCCAUAAAAAAUCGUUCUGCUAUUUUUUGGAAAAACUCCUUUCUGACAUUAUUUUGUUUUUCUAAUUCUCUGAACUGUGGUUGAUCUGCUGAGGAUUCCAGCCACAAACAUCAAUAAUCUCAUUGGGUUUGUAGCUCUUCUGUGACCUUUAAUGACUUUUUGUGUUCAUUAUUCACAGUUUUUCUCUGUUACUUUGUAAAGCUGACAUACUUCACAACAGGUGAGGGCACAAACUGUUUUGUAGUGGAUGUUGUAUGAAAACAUUUUUGGGUUUAUGGAUUUUUUUGGGGGGUAGGGUGGGAAUGUUGGGAUACAAAUGUUUCUACUUUGUAAAAUGAUGGAUAAUUGUGUAUUUACUGUCUGUUUAUAGUAGAUUUAUAUAUAAAAGAAAGUAUAUUAUAUAUCUAUACAUACUGAACACUUUGAUCUUGUUUAAAAAACAACACUGAUGGUUUCUAUCGGUCGUUUGUGCAGCCGACCCCUUUUAACGUUGUUACUGAAGCACCUUGGCUGUCUUUGGUCACUGUUAAUGUUUCUAGCAGCGUUUUCUGCCUGUUUCACUCGUCUUUCACAAGUGAUGAUUUAUUGCUUUUAUUUAUCUGAUGCGUACCACAAACACUGUUACAGUAUGCCUCACAUAUUCAUGCACAUAUCUGUGCCAUUCCAUGUUUCUGAUGCUGCAUGUUUUGCUGUACUUAUAGGAUUUCACUUUACCAUUCUGAAAUUAUCAGUUAGAAAUUAGAUUUUUUUUUUCUGCCCCAUAUUUUUCCACUUUCUUGUUUUUUUAAGUUUUAGUUUUUUGAUAGAUAUGAGCAGUCAGUCUUACCUGCAGAAGACAGUGCUCAGGUUUUAAAAUUUGUAAAAUGAAAUCAAUCUAAAAAGUGGAAACAGGCUCUUAAAGCGCCAGCACCUUAAUGAGCAGCUUUAAAACAUAUUACAACUUUAAUAUGAUGUGCAAACUGGAAAUAUAAUGUAAAAUAAUAUGUUAGGGAGAAAAUUACCUGUAGAAAUGUUCUCACCUAUAAAUUAGAUCAUUCCAAUUUAUUCCUCCUCUUCAUUUUCCUUAUUUUAGUUUGUGCUUGUAAGUAAAAUCCCUCUUCAGCUGUCGAGCUGACACCUGAACAUUUUGAUAUUUCGAGAGGUCCAUUCUGUCACCCACCUUGAUAAAAGUCCCAGUUUUACGUGAGGAAUAGUAAUUUCACAUCAUGAUGCUGUCGCCACGUCUCAUUGAAGAUGUGGUGUUUUUUUUGGUGAUUGUAUUUUUGUGCCAAGCACAUUACAGCUCAAGUUUGCCACUAGAUUGAGAGGAUUUAAGCAGGUUUCAAUGUUUUAUUUAAGAUCAAAUGAAUUAAUAGAAAUUCCUUCAGCUUCUUCAAUGACACUACUAGUGUUUGUGAGUAGUCUUACUUCUGCAUUUUAAAUAUAUAUUAAAAAUGCAGUGAUUUUUCUUUUUUGGCUCUGCUCCUGACUGAUACCUUUGUAAAAAAAAUAAAUAAAUUAGGCCAUUUUGAUUGCUGAACAUUUAAGCAACUCUCAGAAAUAUCUCAUCAGGACAUCUGAGCUUUAUUUCAAAUUCAUCAGAUUAUUUAUAAUUGCUGGGAACUCAAGAACACAGAAUCCUGAAAUUAAAUUAAGAAGAGGUUUGGAAAGUAUUAGAUAUGCACAUUAAUUUCACUAUGUUGUUUUCACCCUGAUAGAUUUGUUGGUUUGUCUACAAUGAAACUGAUCAGGAAAUAUCCCAAAUUAAAGAUAGAGAAAUGUUGAAAAUGAUAGUUGCUCCAUUUUGUUGGGAUACAAAAACCUAAUUGACACUUUUUAGAGCCACCAGUUUUUUUUUGUUUUUUUUGUUUGUUUUUUUGAUGGCACAAAUCCACUUUCUUCUUGACUUACCUGUAGAUUCAUCUGUAUGGUUGGAUUCUUUAGAUUACUCACCCAAACUCAGGUAAUUGAGAGAGCCAUCUGCUGUAGGACAGACACUAACUGCUCAUAAACUGUCCACAGAACCCCAAUGAUAAAACUCUGAACUGACCCUUUAAGGUUUAUAGUGUCAUCCUGAAGGCUGAAGGGUAAAUUUGUCCUCCUGUGUGAUUCACUAAUAGUUUGUAAUAAGUUUUCUUUUCUUGCCAGAAUACUCUUAAAUAUCUUUUGCUGAUUUUGCAGGCAUUAAUUUCCUUUGGUUGGAUUUAUAGCUCUCCGGUCUACAAGACCAAAGCAGAAUAUUUUUUUGUCUUAACUAGCAAAAACCAAAAAAAUGAACUGUCAGAUAUAAUUUUUUACAAACGUAUUACCGUGGGAUAACAUCUGCUGAUUAGCAACAUUUCAGGACAUCUUUUUUUUUUUUGUAUUUGGACUGAAUGUAUUUGAUCUCCAGGGGCUUGAAUCAUGUCUGAUUCUGGAAAUUAAAAGCUACAUGCUUAACAAGAGGAAUGAAAUUAAUACAUAUUUUUAUUUAACCUCUUAAUAAAGUUAAAUGACAGUUUAAAUGUAAAUAGCUUUUUAUAAACUAGAAGCAGAUCUGAGAGGACCUUUGAAGCAGGAUGUUGGUUGACAUCAGUUUUUAUACGUCUCUUUACAUUCCCUUUUUUUAAUCAAAACACUGUUUUGAGCUCUUCUGUAGCUCUGGGCCUGCUUAUAGAGUGCAUAUCGAAUGUAUACAGAGUUGACCGAGGUCAGGCUGAGGUGAACGUGACCUCAGGCUGGAUCCGAGGACAUCGCUGCACGCGCUGACUCACUGGAGGAGAACCUUCCCAGAACUCCCGUGGCUUUCCUGCCGCUUUAUGUUUUGGUUUCUCUAACGCAGCCAAAACUAGCACCGUCUGUCUUCACAGUUAGUCUUAAAAACAAUGUCCAGUUACCGAAAAGAGAAGGAGAAAAAAAACACGACAUUCCUUCUUUAUUAGAGUGACCAUUUAUUCAGAGGCAGACCUGCUUUUAUUUAGACUCUAACAGCUCAGAGAACUGAGAGUUCAUUCGGGUGGUCUCACCGAACUUCACUCCAUUCUUCUUUUCUCUCUGCAUGAUGUUUGUCUGCAUGUCCGUCCUUCCGUCCCGGGUCACAUACCAGCACUGAAGGACAUUAGUACUUUCACUGUAUCCAACCUGUCUGAUUGCUUUCACUUCAUGUUCAGGUGGACUGUGGGUGCUUUUUACCUGUAGCAUAUGGAGUCAUCACACCUGGAGUUGUAGAGUCAGUAUCUAACCUUAGAUUUGAUUGUAUUUAUGUAGAAGCUGUUCCAGUGGGGCGUUUUGUAAACCGCAACAACAGAAGGAGGCUUUGUUAUAAAUCUGUGUAAGAUGUGGCAUUCAGAGGACAUUUUUAUCCUUUUUAGUGCACUUUGGUGAUGAUUAGGGUCUUUGUCACAUCUGGAUGUUUUUAAAGCUCCUUGUUACAGCCGUCCAUUCCACUAAGAAACAAAACAAAAAGCCAGUUUUCUGUACAUGACCACUGUGCUUCAAAAGCAAGCUGUUCCAGGUUUACAUAUGUAUAAAAUGCAUACUCUUUGUUUUUUUUUAUUAUUAUUAUUAUUGGUUAUGUUUUUGACUUGUUCUGCCGUUGUUACAGAAAUAGUAAAUUUUUCUGGGAAAACCUUUACUCUAAAAAAUUGUCUUUGACAUGUAUAAUAUAAAAGUAUUCUUUUUGGACAACAAAAACAGACUGCAUUGUG